This is a messenger RNA of Perca flavescens (yellow perch), 972 nucleotides long. RefSeq lists its product as uncharacterized. NCBI's taxonomy places the organism in Eukaryota, Metazoa, Chordata, Actinopteri, Perciformes, Percidae. Bases 101 to 781 code for a protein of 226 amino acids. The record is from RefSeq and is a predicted model, not a curated record. The transcript has 4 exons.
AGCAGACUUCACUGCCGCGUCUGUCACCACACACUCGGUCGUUUGUGGCGCUCAUUUCACUCCGGAGAGUUAUAGACCUGGAGAUUUGUUGGAGUCUCGGAUGGGAUUUCGGAGUAAGGACCAUGUGAGGCUGAUUACUGAUGCUGUUCCCUCGGUGCACUCGAUGGAAUCAAGUCCACCACCUGAAUCUGGCGCGGGCAAGACUGGAAGACCAAGUGCUAGCACUUGCAGAAAUUCUAAGCACCAAAAAAGAGCUCUUAGCAGAAUUUUGGCAGAGAGUGCAGCCAGUAAUGAAGGGAUAGAUGCACCUAGCACUGUAGAUUUUGAAGAGACAGAGGGCUUCUCUCUACAGGAUCCUGGACCAUUAGUGCUUCAUUGUGGGUCACAGUGCAACAUCAAAUGUCUGCAACGCUCAUCAGCUGUUCAGGUAAAGGCUGAAAUGGUUAGUGUGGGGACUCAGACUGAGCAACAAAUAUCAACUCCACUGCCCAGUUCUGUCCAAAGUGAGGAUGAAUCAUCCUCUGAUGUCAUGACCCAUUCUGAUCUGUCAUGGAUCCCAGACGAGGAGAUGAGUAGUGAGUCAUCUGAUGAGGAGAAUUCAGAAGAGCCAAUACAGGAAUCUCUCAAUGACCCCAAUGUGGCUGACAAGUUCAUUGUUUGCCUAAGCCAGCUUAUGUGUCUGUUCACCAUUUGCUCGGUCUGUUGUGGGGAAACCCAGGGACAAAUAGAGUACCAGGAAGGGACUUACAUAAAAAUCAAGCAGGUAAGAGAAUAUUUUUGAACCGUUUGUCUGGAGUUGAAUCAUGGCCUUACCCUGGAAAUCCAUAUUCCUUCAUUGAAGACCGAAUAAACAAGGUUUUGGAUCUUCAACUUGUCCAGGUAGGUUAAUAUCCUAGACACAUAAAUCAGGUGUCAGGUUUAAAAGCUACUGACAUGACCACAUCUAUUUUUUUUAUUUUUUUCAGAGCUCAG